AUGCUGCCCUACAGCUCUUCUCGGGAGCUGAACAAGAAACUCAGGUACUCCGAAGAAUCCACCACCCCUGACAGCCAGGGCUGGCCUGGGUCUGCCUACAUUCCGGACCCUCGCUCAUUCUACAAACCUGGCAACAACUUGGGGGGCAACUAUGGUGGUGGUUAUGGUGGUGGAUAUGGUGGACCGAACGGGGGAUACAACAAGGGUGGUGGUGGUGGUGGUGGAUACGGUGGUGGAUAUGGUGGACCGAACGGGGGAUACAGCAAGGGUGGUGUUGUUAUUCCGAGUGUGGUGUGCUCGGAGCCAGGACCUUGUUACAAGAAAAGGUUGGCCUGCCCAGCAAAAUGCUUUAGCUACUACAGUAGGUCUGGGAGGAACUAUGGCGGUGGCGGAGGUGGUGGUGGCUGCACUAUUGAUUGUGAGAAGAACUGUGUGGCCUACUGUUAA
Molecule: messenger RNA, 447 nt
Organism: Dioscorea cayenensis subsp. rotundata (Guinea yam)
Lineage: Eukaryota; Viridiplantae; Streptophyta; Magnoliopsida; Dioscoreales; Dioscoreaceae
Product: cold shock protein 2-like
Exons: 1
Coding region: 1-447 (148 amino acids)
Source: RefSeq, a predicted model, not a curated record